AUGCAUUUCACCAAUCAGUUUUUUUUACUUUUGUAUCAUUUGCAUCAAACAAUUAUACAUCUAUCUAUCUAUCUAUCUAUCUAUCUAUCUAUCUAUCUCAAAUGGCCAACAAGCACGCGGCAAGGCGCUAAUGGCGGCAUCUCCGUGACUUGUGCAGAUGUGUAUGGACGCUCCAUCAAUCGGUCACUUCUUUCAACGUCAUCGCCCAUGUUCUCUUUCGUGUUUAUUUCUAUUUGCUUGUUUGGCGUUCAGCCGUUCGUGAUACUUCAUCUGGCUAACUGGCUACGAUGUGUCCAGCGAAAUCCCAAACUUGUCUGUCGAGAAGCCGUCUCAGUUUUCAUGAGGGUACCACAAUCGAAAUGUUCGGAAGGGGAAAAAAAAAAUACUGUCGAAAAUUUCUUCGUUUCUUUAUUACUUUUCUUUUCAUACUUUUUUUUUUAUGUUGUAUGUGCGUAUGUUUCUUUUCAUUAA
Acanthosepion pharaonis is the source of this 471-nucleotide messenger RNA. The record is from the annotation of a GenBank genome assembly. NCBI's taxonomy places the organism in Eukaryota, Metazoa, Mollusca, Cephalopoda, Sepiida, Sepiidae.